UCCACAGUGUCUGAGUCGGGAAUUCAUCGAACAGUUAGCGAGCAUACUUACCCUGGCCCGCUUUUGUAUGGUGAAAACGUAGCUCUGCUAUUUGGUCAUCAUUAGCUUGGAAUCCAAGUCCUCAUGGAGAUAAGUCAAUGACUCUCCUCUUGACUUUCCUUAGUAUUUGCAUCGAUCCAACCCUACUUUUCUUAUCUGUAAUCAUGCUUUACAUUUGCAUAUGACAUUUUGUUUUGGGUUUUAAACUGAAGACUAACACUCAAAAGACUCAAAAUUAAAGUUCCCAUUUCCAUUCUUUUCCUAAAUAAUUACAAUGCAGAAGGCAUUCACACAAUUUCAAGACCACAAACUAAUCAUCAAAUACUUAAAAAAAUUUCAAUUAAUUAGCUUUCAGUCUAUAUCAUAAAUAUUUAGGUGGAAUUGGCCUCUUAUUCAUCAGUCAAUACACAGAAGAAAAAAAAUUGUUUACAUUUGUGCAUAAAAAAAAUUGUUUGUCUUAUAUAUAGAAGUAGCUUCCUCGUUGUGAUGUAGUACAGCCCGUAGGUUUAGAGUAAACACUUGAGCAAUAGAACAGAGAAGAAAUAAGGGAUCGAAGAGAAGAAUUAGAGAUCGAAGAGACGAAGGGAAGGGGAAGGAAUCAGAGAGUUCAAAGUAAGGAAAUUUAUCAUUAAUCAAGUCUGCCUUAAAAGAUUACAAACAACUCUAUUUAUAGAGGCAAAACCCUUUUUAGUCUAGGAAAAGGGAAAGUAAACUUUAAGAAAUAGGAAAGCAAAUUAGCUAAUAAGAGAUCCUUUAACAAGAAGGAAUCUUUAAGAAUUAGGAAAACAAAUUAACUAAUAAGAGAUCCUUUAACAAGUAGGAAUCUUAAGAAUUAGGAAAACUAAAAAUAGGAAAACUAAUCCAAGUAGAAUUAGGAAAACUAAUAAUAUGCAUUCUGCAUCACGUUGACUUGACCUCAAAGACAAAAAGCACAGAAGAAGCUUCCUUUGGAGUUGGAUCUUAUGUAUAAAUCGUGGCUGCUGGGGCUUUUCACUUUGAUCAUCUACCACCCACUUUUCUUAUCGUUAUUUUGUUCUCCAUUUGCAUAUAAUACUGGGUACUAGACAAAGAUCGAGUGCUUCCAAAUGGCUGCUAUAAUAGCCCAGCUGGAUGCUUCUUCCACCUUUUACCGGUGCACUUAUGAUGUGUUCUUGAGUUACAGAGGCGAAGAUACACGCAAGGGGUUUACGGAUCACCUCUACAGGGCUUUGGAGCAGGCUGGAUUCCACACCUUUAGAGACGAUGAUGAGAUCAAGAGAGGAGCAAAUAUUGCAGCUGAGAUACAGAGAGCAAUACAAGAAUCACAAGUAUCGAUAAUUGUCUUCUCGAAGAACUACGCUUCCUCAACAUGGUGCUUGGACGAACUUGUGAAGAUCAUGGAACGUAGAAAAGCUGAUGAUGGACUCAUGGUGAUGCCAGUUUUCUAUGAUGUGGAUCCAUCCCAUAUUAGGAAGCUGACUGGUAGUUUUGCAAAUGCAUUUUCUGGACAUGAAGAGCACUUCAAGGAGGACAUUCACAAGGUGGAGGAGUGGAGAAGAGCUCUUAGAGAUGUAGCAGAUCUGGGAGGGAUGGUCUUAGGAGAUCGGUACGAGUCGCAGUUUAUCCAAAAUAUUGUUGAAGAGAUUGAAAAUAAACUGAAUCACACAACACCGAACAUUGCUCCCCAUCUGGUUGGAAUAGAUAAUCGUGUGCGAGGCAUAAACAUGUGGUUGAAGGAUAGAUCAAAUGAUGUUGGUGUGGCUGUUAUCUAUGGGAUGGGUGGAGUUGGCAAAACCACCAUCGCCAAAGCUGCUUAUAAGCAGAACUUUGAUAAAUUUCAAGGUAGCAGCUUUCUUCCAGAUGUUAGAGCAGCUUCAGAACAACCUAAUGGUUUGGUUUGCUUGCAAAGAAAACUUCUUUCGGAUAUCCAAAAAGGGAAAACAAAGAAAAUAUACAGCAUAGAUGAAGGAAUGAGCAAGAUCAAACUUGUUGUGCGUUGCAAAAGGGUUCUUAUAGUCCUUGAUGAUGUGAACCACUCUGAGCAAUUCAAUGCAAUUCUUGGAAUGCGAGAAUGGUUUCAUCCAGGAAGUAAAAUUAUCGUAACAACUAGACAUGAAAAUCUGUUCAAUGAUCAUGCAGUUCAUGCAAUGUUUAAGGUUAAAGAAUUAGGUGAGGGUGAAUCACUGGAGCUUUUCAAUUGGCAUGCCUUCAAACAAGCGCAUCCUAUCAAAGGUUACAUGAACCUUUCAAGAUCUGUAGUACAACACUGUGAAGGCCUUCCACUAGCUCUCCAAGUUUUGGGAUCUUCUCUAUUUGGAAAAAGUGUAGAUCUAUGGCAAAGUGCAUUACAGAAGUUGCACGUGAUUCCUGAUGACAACAUUCAAAAGAUUCUUAGAAUAAGCUUUGAUUCUCUAAAAGAUGAUCAUGACAGGAAUUUAUUCCUUCAUAUUGUCUGUUUCUUCAUAGAAAAGAAGAUGAGUUAUACAAUUACAGUACUAGACAAUUUAAAUUUUUACACAAGGAUUGGAAUUCAAAAUCUAGUUGAUAGAUGUCUAGUGGAAAUUGAUGUAGACAACAGGUUGAUCAUGCAUCAAUUACUUAGAGACAUGGGAAGGGCAAUUAUUCGUGAAGAAUCAUCCGAGGACCCGGGAAAGCGUAGUAGAGUGUGGCAUAAAGAUGCCUCUGACGUUUUGAGAAAAUUAACUCAGGGAACAGAAACUAUUAAGGGCCUCAUGCUCAACCUUCCUAGCGAGGCAAUAUUUAGUACAAGUAACCAAAACCGGUGCCUUGUUGAAGACUUUGAUGGAAAUUGUUCAAGACGACGUCGACUUGGUUACUUCUCUUGGAUAUCAAUUAACUCUUCCUCAACAAAUUCAGCUGCUACAUCAAAUGAGGUAGACUUCAAGGCAGAGGCAUUUAGAAGAAUGCACAAUCUUGAACUGCUCCUGCUCGAUAAUGUAAAAGUCAGUGGAGAUUAUGAAGAUUUUCCAAAAAAAUUAAUAUGGUUGUGCUGGAGAGGAUUCCCUUUAAAAUCAAUACCAGAAAAAUUUUAUUUGGAAAAUCUAGUUGGUCUUGACCUGCGAAAUAGCAGCCUACAGCAUGUUUGGAAGGGAACCAGGUUUCUUCUAGGACUGAAAAUUCUUAAUCUGAGUCAUUCACAUAGCCUUGUGACAACCCCCGACUUGUCAGGAGUCCCUAACCUUGAGAAAUUGAUUCUUAAAGACUGCAUAAAUUUGGUUGUGAUUGAUGAAUCCCUUGGAAACCUAGAGAAACUCAUCUUCUUGAAUCUAAAAGACUGCAGAAGUCUCAUGAAGCUUCCAACAAGAAUUAGCAUGUUGAGAUCUCUUCAGGAACUUGAUCUUUCUGGGUGCUCAAAGCUUGUGCUUCAUACCAGUACGACUGCUGCUAAUCACUUACACUCUACAACUAGAGUUAGGAAGAAAUUAAAUAUGUUGUCAGAAAAAAUAUGGCAAUCAAUAUGGUCGUGGACGUCAUGGGUAUCAACAAGAAAUAAGCUUGAAUCAGCCAGUUUGUCCAUGGAAAUCUGGCCACAUUGCUUAGGAACCUUAAGUCUGGCUGACUGCAAUCUGUCAGAGAUUCCUGGUGAUCUUAGUAUCUUGUCCUUGUUGAAGCAUUUGAAUCUAAGUAGAAACCCAAUUCUGAGGUUACCAGAAAACAUGAACGGUCUUAUUAUGCUCCGGACUCUUGAGAUACAAGGUUGCGCAAAGCUACGCACUCUACCAAAGCUCCCACAGAGUCUAAAAAAAUUGCAUGCAAGUUAUUGUACAUCACUGGAAAGAAUAGCGAAUCUACCAAACAUGUUUGAAUCAUUGGAUUCAAGUUUUUGGAAAUGCAAGAAAUUAGUUGAAGUUCAAAGCUUGUUCGAUAUAAAACCGUUGAAAAGGGUUGACAUAGAAAUGAUCAGGGAUAUGGGCCCGUUUAAUUUGGAAUCCACAGGUGUAAGUACUGAGGUUGAAUUUGAAAUGACCAACUACCUGACAUGUACAACAAGGAACGGGGCCCUCCAGGGACUGUAUGAAUGUGGCAUAUUUAGUAUUUUCGUUCAUGGAAACAAGAUUCCAGAUCGGUUCACCUACAGGAGCGUGGGUAAAUCUGUUUUGUCUAUCAUUCUACCUUCACAUUUUAAUCUCAAGAUCCGAGGCUUAAAUAUAUGUGUUAUGUAUUCACGCUGCCCAUUUUGGUUUAGUAGUAGAAACUUUCUUAAAGUCAGUAAUGAGACCAAAGGUCUUAAGUGGACCUAUUGCCCAGUUGCAGCAGGUCUCCCAAAAAAGAACCAAGACAUGCUAUGGCUAAGCCACUGGCGGUUUGAAAAUGAUGAAUUGGAGGAAGGAGAACAAGUACAUGUUUCAAUAAAUGAGGAAUUUAGUUUCUGGGCAAAGGAGUUCUGUAUCCAGCUUGUGUACGAGAAGGACCCAUCAAAUAGUGAAGAUAUAAUAAUCCAACAGGAAACACCUCCUUCGAGCCAGAUUGCUGCUGCUGGAAAUGUAUCAGCAUCAGCGUCUAAGUAUCAAUUCUGGACAGGCAAAUACUUUCUAUGUAACCAUCGGGCUCGUAUUCAUCAACAUCAAUUCUCUAGGAGGCAGACGAACCCAUCUUAUCUUGAACAUUACAAGCCCGAGACGGAUACCUUUCAUUACUUAUUUGAUCAAGAAGUUCAUCCUCAGGACAAUCAUUCCAUCUAUUCGGAAGAGAAUCUUAGACUGCUCCACACCUUUUAUAUAUGACAUUCCAACAGGAAGCACCCAUUAUUUCUCAUUGUUUUUGUCUUUGUUUUCUUCUCCCCUUUCAUAUAAUAGAAACUGCAAUGUAUAAGUUCUUUUUCCUCCACUAAUUGCGGAGAUAACUUUUACAAGUGUGGCAGCUAUCAUGCAUUCUUGAGUUUCAGAAGCCUUCAAUUGUAUGCUAUUGGUCAAGGGAUAAGAAAAUGGAUGUUGGAGGAGUGGACUUUACUAGUA
Molecule: messenger RNA, 4994 nt
Organism: Prunus mume (Japanese apricot)
Lineage: Eukaryota; Viridiplantae; Streptophyta; Magnoliopsida; Rosales; Rosaceae
Source: RefSeq, a predicted model, not a curated record